AGUAUCUCACUGGUGUCUAACUUGGUCAAUAAGCCUAUGCAAAAAUGCAGAAAUUGCAAAACUUAACGAAAAAAUAUAGCAGACCACAAAUCUCACAGCCAAUUCGCUCGUAUUAUUUGGGUAGACACGGGUAAUAAAGCGAGGUGACAUUACCGGCAAAAAUGGGCCUAAAAAGGGAUUCUUUGUAUGUAUGUACAUACAUAUGUAUUAUAUACUUAAGUAUAUAGAUUCAAAUAGAAUACUAAUCGUAAUUGGUAUAGCAGAAUAUAACACGAAUUCCAUGAUAAAUCUAUCUUAUAUCUCAUCUGUGUCAGAGAAACAAUACGAACAGUUUACUGCUUUAUCGACUAAAUACAUGCUCUAAACGUGGGUGGUAAAAUUUGAUCAGAAUGUUAAAGAUAAGAAUAAACGUCCAUCUAACAUUUUGUAUUAUUUAGUGUUUUAUGUGUUUAAUCAUAUUUAAACGUCAAACGUAAUCAAGUCAAGAAUAAAGAUGAAAUCAAUAAAUUUAGUUCACAUCACUUUCAUUAUUGUUACUAUGUUUAUAAUAAUUUAUGGUAGAGAUUUAAAAAAACCAUCAGUGUUAAUAGCCAUAUUAGUACGUAACAAAGCGCAUACAUUACCAUAUUUUUUAACCUUUUUGGAACAACUGAAUUAUCCAAAAUCACGAAUACAUCUAUGGAUACGCAGUGAUAACAAUAUCGAUAAAUCAAUAGAAGUAUUAUCUACAUGGCUUAGUCGUACAGCCAAUGAAUACCAUGGAGUUGAAACAAAUUUUAAUGAAAAAUCAAUUGGAUUCGAAGAUGAAAAUGGAAUUGCUCAUUGGUCAACACAAAGAUUUUUACACGUGAUAAAGUUACGGGAAGACGCGCUGAACGCGGGUAGAAAUAUCUGGGCAGAUUUUAUUUGGAUGCUGGAUGCAGAUGUUUUUUUAACAAAUGCGAAUACUUUGAAUGAAUUGAUCUUAAAGAAUCAGACUGCGGUUGCCCCAUUAUUAAAAUCCGAUGGUUUGUACAGCAACUUUUGGGCCGGAAUGACAAGUGAUUAUUACUAUCUGAGAACAGAUAAAUACGAACCGAUAUUGUUUCGGGAAGAAACUGGAUGUUUUAAUGUACCUAUGAUUCAUAGCGCCGUUCUUAUAGAUUUAAGAACACAUCUUUCGGAUCGAUUAACGUAUGAUCCAAAAAAUUUAAAUCACUACGACGGCCCUACGGAUGAUAUUAUAACUUUUGCGGUCGGAGCUAACAAGUCUGGUGUACCAUUAUUUAUUUGCAAUGACAAUAUUUACGGGAAUAUUAUAGUUCCAUUAGAAGAAACAGAAACAAUUGCGGAAGAUAUACAGCGACUAAUAAACAUUAAAACAGAAAUAUUAUCAAACAGUAAUUAUCUUCCAUUAUCGACAUAUCUAGAACAUUUUGUUCAAUAUCCCGCGGAAGAUACUUUACAGGUAGACCAUAUUUAUAUGAUAAAUCUUUUAAGGAGGCAAGAGAGACGCGACAGAAUGUAUAAACUCUUUAAAGAACUCGGCAUUCGAGCGGAAACUAUUGAUGCCAUUGACGGUAGGACAUUAAACGAAACUGUUCUUCAUAAAUUGGGAAUAGUAAUGAUGCCAGAAUACACUGAUCCUUAUCAUGAGCGACCAAUGACUAUGGGCGAAGUUGGUUGUUUCUUAAGUCACUAUGCUAUCUGGAACAAGGUAAUACAGAAUGGUUACAAAAAUGCUAUAAUAUUAGAAGACGACGUUCGUUUUGAACCAUUUUUUCGACAAAAAGUAAAUUACAUAUUAGCAGAAUUGAAUAGCCUUCAACUUGAAUGGGAUUUAGUUUAUUUGGGAAGAAAAAGAUUGGUUGAAAAUGACGAACCUUGGGUCGAUGGAUCGAAAUAUUUGGUGCAUGCUGCCUACAGUUAUUGGACAUUAGGAUAUAUCUUAUCGGCAAGAGGAGCGAAAAGACUCGUGGAAGCAAUGCCAUUGAAAAAAUUAAUACCCGUCGAUGAAUAUCUUCCUAUAUUAUCGGAUGCUCAUCCUAGAAAAGAUUGGAAAGUACAUUAUCCAAAGCGUAAUUUAAUCAUUCUUUCUGCAAAUCCUUUAUUAAUUUACCCCACACAUUAUACUGGGGAACAGGGAUAUGUUAGUGAUACAGAAGACUCUACUCUUGUAUUUAACCACCAGAACGUGAACAAAUCGAAAGAGCGGGAAGAUUUGUGAGUGCCAUAACAGAAAUUGAAGAUCUAUAAGGGAAUGAAAUAUACUUAAGUAAUCUUCACAAUGAUAUUGAAACAAAGCAUUUAAUUUCCAUGACAAAUAUGACUGCCAUUUAUGUUUAUGCUAUACAACUAUUAAUCAUAUAAGAAAUUGUACGAAUUCAAAGAGUAACUAUUUUAUGUAUCCCUUUCGUAAUUUGUUUAUAAGUACAUAUUUAUAUUAAGGCACCGACGAGAUACUGUAUCUCGUCGGUGAUUAAGGUGAUGCAAGCGUUGAGGUUGAACUCCGAAUUCCGCAUCAGUAAAACAGACCAUGUUUGAUCGAAAAUUAAGCUGAACAGAAACUGAUUUAAGCGCCACCUGAAUUAUUGCAUCCAACUAACGGUAUGCUACACUACGUUACCUUUCGCUAAUACCUAAAUGACACGUGUAUGCUAUAUGUAUAAGUACAUAAUUAAACAAUACUGACCAUGCA
Osmia bicornis bicornis is the source of this 2677-nucleotide messenger RNA. RefSeq names its product glycosyltransferase 25 family member. The record is from RefSeq and is a predicted model, not a curated record. The transcript has 10 exons. Gene Ontology annotation, molecular function: procollagen galactosyltransferase activity. Lineage: Eukaryota; Metazoa; Arthropoda; Insecta; Hymenoptera; Megachilidae. The coding region runs from base 494 to 2206 and encodes 570 amino acids.